AACGAACGCUCUGGUUGGAUAAACCUAGGAAAUGACGCAUGUUAUUUCAUCCGCGGCGCGUUCCGUAGCAGACUUUCGUGUUUAUUAAAGGCAGCAAGCACAGCACAUCCACCCCAAGUCGGAUAAUAUUUAAUAAUGACAUUCCUUCUCAGACGAACUUUGUCAAGUCACUUGCGGAUAGGCACUAUCUACAACGUGUCAAAUCUUCAAGCCGCUUUUACUUUGCACCCUAGAAUGACAAUGUCCUCACAGCAGAUAGCUACCGAAAAAGGACGAUCGUUUCCCACGAGUGGAUUUAAAGCUAUUGAGUCUAAUCUGUUAAUUGAAGAGGAAGAAUUGCCUGAUUACCGAGCUGAUCGAUUCUAUCCUGUUCAUCUGGGUGACAUUUUCCAGAAACGCUACCAAGUAGUUGCAAAACUUGGUUUUGGCACUUCAUCAACCACUUGGUUAGCUCGGGAUUUGAAAGACCGUCUCUAUGUUGCUCUGAAGGUGUGUGUAAGUACGUCAUUAGUCCAUCGUGAACUUCCGUUUUACAAUCAUAUCGGCGUCUGUAUGGCAAGCAGUACACAUCGUGGUCGAAGUAACAUCCGAAGACUGAUGGACUCGUUCGAAAUUGUCGGUGAACAUGGCAAGCAUACGACCCUUGUCUUUGAGGCUGCACAGAUGAGCCUGCGUGAUAUGAAGUUGGUCUUUCGGCCCGAAGGGUUCGACGAAGAUUUUGUUCGCGGUGCCAUUAUUGAGCUUCUUGAAGCUUUAGAUUUCCUUCACACCCAGGGAGAAGUUGUUCAUACCGAUAUACACCCAGGCAAUAUGCUUCUAGGUCUUUAUGAUAAUGAUUUGAUGCAAAAGCUUGAAGAAAAAGAAUUCACGUCUCCCGUACCUCGCAAGGCAGUGUCAUCUACUCGGACAAUUUAUCUUUCGCGCUUGAUGCGCCCCAAGGAAGGUCCAAUGUUAUUAUCUGAUUUCGGUGAAGCUAGAAUUGGCCCAGGGCCACACGGUGGUGAUAUAAUGCCACUGGAGUACCGGGCUCCGGAGACAUUGCUUUAUAUAGGGUGGAGCUAUCCGGUCGAUAUCUGGAGUGUUGGCUUGACGGCAUGGGACCUUCUUGAGUCAAAAAGACUCUUCACGGCGCGUGAUGAAGAUGGCGAUCUAUACGACGCUGCUCAUCUUUCCCAGCUUAUUGCCACGUUGGGCCCACCACCACCCGAAUUUCUAGCUAGGAAUCCGCGAAGAAGAGCUGACUUUUGGGACGAACAAGGGAACUGGCUGGGUCUUGCACCUAUCCCGAAGUUGCGGACAAUGGAAGCUCUUGAGACUCGAUUGCAGGAUAAGUCAGGAUUUCUUCGAUUCAUUCGAAGAGCUCUGACCUGGAUGCCAGAGAAGAGAGCGACAGCAAAGGAACUCUUGCAAGACCCUUGGUUGACGGCUGGAGAGCAUAAGGCAUAGGUUGAUAUCAAGCAAGCAACCCACGUAUAUGUGUAUAUACCUGUCACAAGUUUUAUCACAUACCAGAGUCAUACUCCAAACUCAUUCCGUUCAUUCUCAGGAUAGCAAGAAGCCAUCAAUUAGGUUAAGCUCGAGUAGAUUGGAGCUAGUUAAAAGAUAAUAAUACCAUGUCAUUGGGAUUUCGGCUAGUACUCCAUGCAGAAGAGCGGUAACGGC
Messenger RNA from Aspergillus pseudonomiae, 1662 nucleotides. Its product is annotated as kinase-like domain-containing protein. The coding region runs from base 136 to 1446 and encodes 436 amino acids. Lineage: Eukaryota; Fungi; Ascomycota; Eurotiomycetes; Eurotiales; Aspergillaceae. The record is from RefSeq and is a predicted model, not a curated record. Gene Ontology annotation, molecular function: ATP binding; protein kinase activity. The transcript is spliced from 6 exons. Gene Ontology annotation, biological process: protein phosphorylation; regulation of mRNA processing; spliceosomal complex assembly.